Messenger RNA from Oncorhynchus gorbuscha (pink salmon), 6226 nucleotides. RefSeq names its product probable G-protein coupled receptor 158. The record is from RefSeq and is a predicted model, not a curated record. Gene Ontology annotation, molecular function: G protein-coupled receptor activity. Gene Ontology annotation, cellular component: membrane. Gene Ontology annotation, biological process: G protein-coupled receptor signaling pathway. The transcript is spliced from 11 exons. Lineage: Eukaryota; Metazoa; Chordata; Actinopteri; Salmoniformes; Salmonidae. Bases 351 to 4307 code for a protein of 1318 amino acids.
ACAGCCUGCACUAGGAGGGUUGAAACUGGCGGCUUGAGUGUUAACUCACCCAUGUAAAGCGACCACCGGAGCUCACCGCUGCAAUAACUAAGCCUGUCUUGGCAGUAAGAUGAUUGGUUGACUGUAAAAACAUCUGCCUGACGCUUGGUUGCAGAGCGUGAACGGGUGUUGAGGAAGCGUCUCUCUAUCACGGACGAGCAUGUGAGCAAGUAGCCUACAUCUUUUGAUAGUAUCGUUUAAUGGCACCUUACGCUAUUGAAUUGGGAUGAUACUAAUUCAUCUCCUAGUAGGUGUCCAUUAGCCUAUCAAUUUAGUCACUGCGCGCAAGUGGUUGGUUUCUGUUAUGCUCAAUGGAGAGCAAACUGAUUCUUCUCUCUGUCGGUAAAAGCAGUCACGGUAUGGCUUUUUUUCUUAUGCAUCUGCUUCUGCAAAUGGGAUUCGUUUUCGGAUCUAAUUAUGGGUAUGUGGAAUGGUCGGAUAACGACAAAGACGCUGAAAUACGAUCGAAGAACCCCACUAUGUACAGCACUCAAAAUAUCAACAAGGAAUCGAUGCACCAUCCAACUUCUUACCCAGGACCCUUCACGGAGCGCACCAUUGUGGCGCACAAAAUCGAAGAGGACCUGCCUAGGGUGGUAACAGCUUUCCUGCACACGGGAGACUCGUCGGCUCUUGAACAAGUCAACUGUUCUCGGAGGUAUGAGUUGAGUAGCCUCCGCGGUGGAACCAAUGUGGCCUCACACUAUUUUCUCCAUAGCGUGCUGGACACCAUGGCGCACGCAACCAACUUUCUGAACAUGAUUUUACAAGCCAACAGGUCAAGAGAGCACAGCCUUCGGAGGGAUAUUCACUGGUACCACGCACUGGUUCGGAGUAUUCUCGAGGGGGACCCCAAAAUUCACAGGGCAGUGGUUACAUUCCAUACUGAUGGUCCGACGCCGAGUCCCCAUGUUUUCCUUCAAGCGACAAGAACUGGAGGGGAAGUGGUUCUCCAGGACCUUUCCAUCUCCGCUCACCACCAUCUCAAGAGCAGGAGCCCGGAUUCUGAGUGGUUUAACGAGUUCAGGGACCGAAAAAAAACGUACAUACAGAGAAGGGCGUCGAGCCGAGACCCAGUAGCCACUCAAAAUGGCUACAUUCUCGACAAAAGUCAAAUCAAAUGGUCUGCGCCUUACCUGGAAUGCGAGCAUGGGAGUUUCGUACCACACUGGCUACUCACCUUGUCUGCAGGGUUCUAUGGUCUGAAGACAAAUUCCGCGCCCGAGUUCAGGGGUGUGGUUCGAGUGGACAUCAACCUCCAGGAUGUGGACAUUGACCAGUGCUCCAGCAGUGGCUGGUUUGCUGGAACUCACCGCUGUAAUCUAACCAGCAUGGAUUGCAAUCCCAUUGUCGGACAUGGAUUCGUGCUAGACAACUACAAGUGCCAAUGCCGGAGAGGCUUCUACCAUCCUAGCAGAGUGGCACUCAACGGCUUAACAAAGAGCGGUGGUCACGUUCACGGUGAGGACCCCUCGGAGGGGUCAAGUAGGUGUCUGCCAUGUCGUGAGGGCUGCCCCUACUGCCGGGAUGACACGCCCUGCUUGGCUCAGGAGGACGGAGCCCUUCGGCUUUCCGUAGCCUCCUUCCAGGGCCUCUGUAUGCUGCUGGACUUAGUGGCCAUGGUGCUGGUCUACCACUUCCGCAGGAACAAGAGGAUCCGAGCGUCUGGUCUCGUCCUCCUGGAGGCCAUCUUGUUUGGAGCCUUGCUUCUCUACUUUCCUGUGUUGAUACUGUACUUCAGACCCAGCGUGUUGCGCUGUAUCCUCCUGAGAUGGGUGCGUCUCCUGGGCUUUGCCACGGCCUACGGAACAGUGAUCCUGAAGCUUUACAGGGUGCUGAAGGUGUUCCUGUCCCGUACGGCACAGCGGACACCCUACAUCACCAGCUGGCGGGUGCUGCGUCUGCUGGGGGUCAUCCUGCUGGUGGUGCUGUGGUUUCUGGUGGCCUGGACCUCGGCCGUGUGUCAGACACCCGACCGGACGUCGGCCCUCAUCAAUGUGGGCCUCACCCCCGACGGGCUGCAGUUCAGCAUGUGCCUGCUGGACCGUUGGGAUUACAUGAUGGCAGUUGCUGAGUUCCUGUUUCUUCUGUGGGGAGUGUACCUCUGCUAUGCUGUCUGGACCGUACCGUCAGCCUUCCAUGAACCACGCUACAUGACUGUUGCCAUAUACAAUGAACUCCUCAUAUCGGCAGUAUUCCACACCAUUAGGUUCACUCUGGCUCCUCAGUGGCACCCUGACUGGAUGCUCAUGUUGGUCUUCACUCACACACACCUCACCGUGACUGUGUCUUUGGGGCUGCUGUUUGUACCAAAGUGUCUGUCCACAGUGACCCAGGCGAGUGAUGACAUUGCCACUGAAACCUAUGAAGAGGAGCUGGACAUGGGCCGGUCCGGGUCCUACCUCAACAGCAGCAUCACCUCAGCCUGGAGCGAACACAGCCUGGACCCCGAAGACAUACGGGACGAGCUCAAGAAGCUUUACGCCCAACUGGAAGUCUACAAGCGCAAGAAGAUGCUGGCCAACAACCCACACCUGCAGAAGAAGCGCAGCUCCAAGAAGGGCCUGGGCCGCUCUCUCAUGAGGCGCCUCACUGAGAUCCCGGAGACCUUGCACCGACAUGGUAGCUAUGGCAGCCGUGAGGAACGUGAGGGUAGCGAGCACGGGAGCAACCGCAGCACCCUUCGACGGAAUCCCUUCGACUCGUCCCAUUCAGGUCACAAGUCCAGGGAAGACUCUUUGAAGAACAAAGUUCUGGGCCUGAAUAAGUCACACAGCUACGACCACGUUUGUGACCAAGCUAAGGAAACUGCCGGCGGAGAGGGCUUGGGUGGGGACAAAAUGGCCACCGGCGAUGGUUCCUUGCUGGGAUCUCUCAUUAGGAGGCAGGUUAAGAAGUCACCGGAGCCUGCCCCAAAGGUGGAACCGGCCGAGUCAGUGCCCUUGGUCUGCAAGUCGGCCAGCGCGCACAACUUCACAGCGGACAAAAAGCCCAUUCAGCUGAGGACGUCCAUCAUGCAGAAGUCACUGAGUGUCAUCACCAGUGCCAAAGAGAAGAUGCCCGGGCUCACCAACAAGACCCAUAGCGCGGAGGAUGCCAGCAAGAAGGGACUCAAGGGGUGCGAUGGAAGGAUGCUGUCUGAGGUGGACGAGAUGGAGUGUUAUCCUAAGAUGAUCAUCAGCCAGUCGGUAGAGUACUCCAGGACACCCAUGGCCAAGAUGGGCAUCAUGAAGCAGCAGGUGAGUGGCAGCCAGCCGUCCAUCAAUACAGAGCCGGGGAGAAACCUGUAUGACCUCUCCGAGGUGUGCUCUUGGGAUGUGGAGGACCCCCCAACCCCGUCGGAUGGAAGGUCCCAGAAGCAUGUGUCCAUUGCUCUGGGAGAGACCACCACGGUCCACAGGGGUGAUGGUGGUGGUGGCACGGGUACCACCAAGGGUAGUCGCUCCCAACAGAAGCAGCAGAGAACCGCAGGGCAAUCGCCUGCAGGCCGACAGCGCUCCAAAGACAAGGGGUGUGAACGAGACGAGGCCAGAGAAACAAGGAAGCCCAGGUCUCCCAGAUCUCCGCUCCUGCUCAAACCGGAGGUGUGCCCCUGGGCCUUUGAGGUGCAGCCGAUGUUGGGAGGCGAUUCAGACUCCAUCUCUCCAGAGAGGAUCAGACGUAAGAGGAGCGUCACACCAACUGAUGGGAAGCCCAAGAUCCUCCACUCAGACUACUCCAAAUCCACAGGGAGUCUGCUGCAGCCGCCCACCCUGAUGUUGGACAUCUGUCCCUGGGACUACAAUGAAGCCCCAGCCCCACCUUCCCCCAGCCAGGAGAAGACCUGCUCCAGUCCCACGGCUCACUCCAAGCGGAAACGAAAAGGUUCGUGCUCCUCCAAAGAAAGGGGAGAGAGGGGUGAGAGAGAGAAAGGAGGGAGGGACAAGGAGGAGGAGAAGCAGCACAGGUCAAAGAGCAAGGAGAACUCCUCCAGCAGGCCCUCGGAAAGACCACGUGUCAGCCAAUCAUCAGAGGGUGUUCCGGUCACCGUGCCAACAUCUGGGAGACGGAGGAGCUCAACGAGGGACCCGGAGGCGUCGAAGAACAAGAGGGUAGAGGCGUGCCCGUGGGAGGUAGAGGACGCGCAUGCCAGCGUAGCACAGACAAAGCCUUCUCCAGCGAAAGAAAACUCUUUGAGUUCUAAUAACAAGCAACCCGUUAGCACUGCUAAAAGGGUUGACGUUUGCCCCUGGGAUUUUGAAGACAAUGGGUCAGAGAAAAGUGCAUGAUAAUCAAAAUGAUAGACUAUGUGUUUUGUAUUCACGACACAAAUGCCUUGCAAACUGGGUUUUAAAGAUAAGGGUACUGUGGUUAUGACUAAAUCAUUUUGUGAAGUAAAACAUGCAAUACGGUCUGUUAAAGCAUUCCAAACAAGGUAUUUGUUCAAAUACAAAGUCCUGUUGUUAGUUGUGCAGCUUAGUCACUAUCCGCAAUGUAGAGAAAUGUUUAGUCAGCACUAUUUGCUUGUACAUUUGCUCAGUUUGCAGUUUUGCGCCAUUUGUCACACUCUUUAAUACAUUAAACACGUCCUUACUACCUGUGAGGGAAUUUACACUGAAUGAAUUACAGACAACAAUCUGAUUUAGACAGGUUUGUACAAGAACAUGGAACUGAUUUAACCAGUCCAUUUUUGUAAACAACUAAUUGAUGAUGUUGCCACAUGUUCCAUUAUACUGGACUAGAGUUCUCUUUUGUCUGUUUCCUGCACCUGGGUCAUUCCAAUAUUCUAGACUGGAGUUCUCUUUUGUCUGUAUCCUGCACCUGGGUCAUUCCAACAUUCUAGACUGGAGUUCUCUUUCGUCUGUUUCCUGCACCUGGAUCAUUCCAACAUUCUAGACUGGAGUUCUCUUUCAUCUGUUUCCUGCACCUGGGUCAUUCCAAUAUUCUAGACUGGAGUUAUCUUUUGUCUGUUUCCUGCACCUGGGUCAUUUCAAUAUUCUAGACUGGAGUUCUCUUGUCUGUUUCCUGCACCUGGGUCAUUCCAAUAUUCUAGACUGGAGUUCUCUUUCAUCUGUUUCCUGCACCUGGGUCAUUCCAAUAUUCUAGACUGGAGUUCUCUUUCAUCUGUUUCCUGCACCUGGGUCAUUCCAAUAUUCUAGACUGGAGUUCUCUUUUGUCUGUUUCCUGCACCUGGGUCAUUCCAACAUUCUAGACUGGAGUUCUCUUUCAUCUGUUUCCUGCACCUGGGUCAUUUCAAUAUUCUAGACUGGAGUUCUCUUGUCUGUUUCCUGCACCUGGGUCAUUCCAAUAUUCUAGACUGGAGUUCUCUUUCAUCUGUUUCCUGCACCUGGGUCAUUCCAAUAUUCUAGACUGGAGUUCUCUUUCAUCUGUUUCCUGCACCUGGGUCAUUCCAAUAUUCUAGACUGGAGUUCUCUUGUCUGUUUCCUGCACCUGGGUCAUUCCAAUAUUCUAGACUGGAGUUCUCUUUCAUCUGUUUCCUGCACCUGGGUCAUUCCAAUAUUCUAGACUGGAGUUCUCUUUCAUCUGUUUCCUGCACCUGGGUCAUUCCAAUAUUCUAGACUGGAGUUCUCUUUUGUCUGUUUCCUGCACCUGGGUCAUUCCAACAUUCUAGACUGGAGUUCUCUUUCAUCUGUUUCCUGCACCUGGGUCAUUCCAAUAUUCUAGACUGGAGUUCUCUUUCAUCUGUUUCCUGCACCUGGGUCAUUCCAAUAUUCUAGACUGGAGUUCUCUUUUGUCUGUAUCCUGCACCUGGGUCAUUCCAACAUUCUAGACUGGAGUUAUCUUUUGUCUGUUUCCUGCACCUGGGUCAUUCCAACAUUCUAGACUGGAGUUCUCUUUCAUCUGUUUCCUGCACCUGGGUCAUUCCAAUAUUCUAGACUGGAGUUAUCUUUUGUCUGUUUCCUGCACCUGGGUCAUUUCAAUAUUCUAGACUGGAGUUCUCUUGUCUGUUUCCUGCACCUGGGUCAUUCCAAUAUUCUAGACUGGAGUUCUCUUUCAUCUGUUUCCUGCACCUGGGUCAUUCCAAUAUUCUAGACUGGAGUUCUCUUUUGUCUGUUUCCUGCACCUGGGUCAUUCCAAUAUUCAAGACUGGAGUUCUCUUUUGUCUGUUUCCUGCACCUGGGUCAUUCCAAUAUUCAAGACUGGAGUUCUCUUGUCUGUUACCUGCACCUGGGUCAUUCCAAUAUUC